Molecule: messenger RNA, 360 nt
Organism: Histoplasma mississippiense
Lineage: Eukaryota; Fungi; Ascomycota; Eurotiomycetes; Onygenales; Ajellomycetaceae
Exons: 2
Coding region: 1-360 (119 amino acids)
Source: RefSeq, a predicted model, not a curated record
AUGCCCCGCAACACCCACCGUUCUACUGCCUCGCAAGCUCGUAAAAGGACUCCAACUACCCUGCGCCUUCGUCUGUCCAAACCGCCUGUUCCGGAUGUUCUGGAUAAUGACGAGAAUCCAACUGAUGAUGAGAAGGAGGAUAAGGAGGAGGAGGAGGAGGAGGAGGAGGAGGAGGGAGAUCGGAAUGGGAGGCAUGGGAGGACUGAAUUCAAACUUGUCAUCGAAUUCAAACUUGCCAUCAAAUUCAAACUUGCCAUCGAAUCCGAACCUGCCAUCGAAUCCGAACCUGCCAUCGAAUCCGAACCUGCCAUUGAAUCCGAACCUGCCAUCGAAUCCGAACCUGCCUCCUAUUCGAAGUAG